CUGGAGCAGCGCUGCUGGGGAGGACAGAGCGCCCAGCUCUCCACCACGGCCAUGGUGGAGGAGCACGGGCUGGAGGAGGAGGACAACGAGGACUAGGAAGAGGGAGACCGCCAGAGGUACUUAACCUGGCUAUUGUGGAUGCCAUCUUCAUCACCUUGGUGGGUGCUGCAUCUGGAAGGCCAAGUUUGGCGACACACUGCUUGGAGCGCUGGCUGCAGCAGCGCUGCUGGGGAGGACAGAGUGCCCAGCUCUCCAUGAUGGCUAUGGUGGAGGAGUACGGACUGGAGGAGGAGGAAGACAAGGACUAGGAAGAGGGAGAGCGCCAGAGGUACUUAACCUGGCUAUGGUGGAUCCCAUCUUCAUCACCUUGGUGGGGGCUGCAUCUGAAAGGCCCCAGUUGGGGUAGAGCUACACCAAGAAGCUUUGAGGCAGAGUCAGGCAUGGCGGCCUGAGCUAGAGCAGCCAUAGCUGCUUUGUGUUGCCCUUUGCACAGCAGAGCAAGGCCCUGGUAGUCCGCCAUUGCCUCGGCCUUCAGGAAGAGGAAGGAGAAGGGUGUCCAUGGCUAUGGUGGACCUCAUGUUGUACCUGCAGUAGAAGAGGGAUUCAGACAUUGAUUCUGGUUCAGCCGUUCAACAUUAUUAUUAUUAUUGUUGUGAAUAAAGGGGGGAGGAGAAAAGGAGGAGGAGAGCAAUUGGCGAGAAGAAGGGGAUUAUCAUUGGUCGUUGCUGGUGUACAUCUUCUUCUUCUUUCUUCUUCUUCUUCUUCUUUCCCUCUCUCUCCUCUCAAGUUCAUUCAUUUCUUUUUGCAAUUGGACAGCAUUGUGCUUUCUCAUGACUGUGUACUUCGAAAUUGGCCAGGAUCAUAACAGAUUAAUCAAUCCACAACUUGGUAUUAUCUGAAAUUGGACAACCUCAGAUGAGAUCGGAUAAGAUGGGUGGGAUUGAUUGAGAGCUUAAUUGACCAAAUGAUAAGUUGAUCGAUCAAUUGAUUAUCCAACUAUGAACAUCAAGUAGUUUGAUUGUCACUGAGUCAUUUCUGCCACGCUGAAACUUGUAUGCUGCAUUUGUGACAUGAUUUGCAGAAGUUUGGGGGGAUCAGGAGCAUAACCUGCAGUCGCCAGUCAGGUCUGAAUAUGAGACACACACUGGUCCUGUCCGCGGAGUUUCAUGCUCACCAUAUCAGCAAAAUGUGUUCUUAUCCUGUGGAGUGGACGGCUCCAUCAGACUGUACAAUGCUUUGCAGAUCAAGCCUGUGAUUCAUCUUGAACCGUCUGAUCAAUAUAUGUUUGCAGUGCAAUGGGCUCCAUUUCGACCGCUUCUGUUUGCCGCUGCUGGCGGGGAUGGUCAUGUCUUUCUCUAUGACCUCCAUAAAAACGCGAUGCUCCCAACAAAAGUGAUCGAUGUACGCGGAAAAGAGGACCCUGUCUAUGCCAUGUCAUUCAAUCACAAGCUACAUGAGGUCUUUGCUGCUUCUGAUGGAGAUUCGAUCAAGUCGGCAGGAUUAAUCGGAUUGUUCCAGUCUCGGUGGGUCGAGCUCGACCAGCUCAGCGUCCUGAUGCAUGGAAUUGCAGACAAGGAGAUCUGUGAUGUCGACAAUGUAGAGUUCGGCAUCAGGCUGACAAAGAAUGUGGUGGAACUGAGUAGGUGUCAAGAUGGCGACGUUGACAGGAGAGGGGGGUGUAGAGUCCGAUUUGCCCAACAACGGAAUGCGAUAUUGCUUCCCAUCCUUAGCGUCGAGGACGAGAUCGUUGUGGAUCCAAUCGGGGUCAGAAUGGGCGAACUGAUGUGAGUAGGAGGUGUCGAGAACAAGGUCGUAUAGGGUUUCCAUGACGUCGAAAGUCCACUGGUCAUGGAACCGAGGGGCCUUGCGAAGGCUCUGUGGCAUCCGCAAGGGAAAGGAGAAUGGGAGAUCAGGCACCACACAGUCGACGAAGGAUUUGGCAUGAUUGUCGCCAAGCGUGACAGUGACAGUGGAAGGGUAGGCGGAUGUAUAGAGAGAUGCCUCCUUAACUACGCGAGGAUGAAUGAAAUCGCCAGUGGAGC
Chara braunii is the source of this 2042-nucleotide messenger RNA. The record is from the annotation of a GenBank genome assembly. NCBI's taxonomy places the organism in Eukaryota, Viridiplantae, Streptophyta, Charophyceae, Charales, Characeae.